AUGGCCUCCUCGCUCGAAAGUAAUAAUCCUAAAGUUAGUAAAUCAGUAAUGAAACAUCAUUCAUUCACACGAUACUGGUUCAGGAAAUUCGAUGAUAGUUCACCAGUGUUAAUUCGAUCAGUUGAAAAUGGAACAUUAUAUCAAGUCGGAGUAGGAACAAAUGAUGAUCAAAUUUGGCUUGUGCAUGUGUGGGGUAUGAACGGUUAUGAUUAUGGAUAUGCUUAUGGUACCCUGUUAGCCAAACAGAUUAUUGAAUUCUUGCCAAAAGUAUGGAAACACUUUGAAGAAGAAGUAAUGGAUAAUUUAAAAGAUUUACAUUUGCCUCAAUGGUUAGAAGAUUUAAUUUCCGAUAAAGGCCUAGCAUUUGCAUUGGAUGUGCAAGCUAAAGUCUCUGAAGCAUAUAUGGAUGAAGAACUUUUUAAUGAAAUGAAAGGAGUGGCUGAUGGAGCUAAAGCUGAUUAUGCAGUGAUACGUCGUUUACAUUUUAUUGGAGAGAUAACACGAGGACGUUGUUCAUUAUACGGCCUAUGGGGAAAUGCGACAUUAGGCGGGAAAACAUUACAAUUACGAGCACUUGAUUGGGAUAUUAAUGGGGGACUACAGGAUUAUCCUGUUGUUACAAUUUAUCAUCCAUUGAGUGAAAAACUUGGUCAUGCAUUUGCCAACGUGGCGUGGGCUGGAACUUUAACAGGCAUGUCGUCUACACGACUUGGUAUAUCGGAAAUAGGUGUAUACUUUUCUGAUGAUACUUUUGGUGAUGAAUCGUUUUUUGGCAUUCCAUUUAUAUUUGUUGAACGCUACAUAUUACAGCAUUCAAAUACAUUAGAUGAUGCUUUAUCCUAUAUAGCUGAUGUUCAUCGAACAUGUCAUUUAAUGUUGGCUGUAGGAGACGGGAACUUGGGAACAGCACGUAUGAUCCAAUAUUCGCACUCAAAAGUAAACUUUUUCGACGAUUUGAAUCUAGAACCACUAGCCGAUUGGCAUCCACGUAUUCCCAAUGUCAUCUAUGAAGGUAUGGAUUGGGUGUGCCCAAGUGUGCAGUUUAAACUUUAUCAACAAAUAAUAAAAAAUUAUGGUCAAAUCACACCAGAAGUAUCUAUUAGAGAUAUUACAGCUGUUAUCGAGAGUGGGGAUCUCCAUGUGGCAGUGUAUGAUUUAACGGAUAAUAUAAUGUAUGUGUCAAAUGCUCGUGGAACAAACGAACAGGGACCAUUAAAAGCAUAUGAAAGACAAUUUAUUAAAUUCGAUUUGAAUGUUGAAUUUGCACGCAGUAAAAUUGUUCGAUAA
Didymodactylos carnosus is the source of this 1287-nucleotide messenger RNA. The record is from the annotation of a GenBank genome assembly. NCBI's taxonomy places the organism in Eukaryota, Metazoa, Rotifera, Eurotatoria, Philodinida, Philodinidae.